This is a messenger RNA of Botrytis fragariae, 957 nucleotides long. RefSeq lists its product as uncharacterized. The record is from RefSeq and is a predicted model, not a curated record. Bases 1 to 957 code for a protein of 318 amino acids. The transcript is spliced from 2 exons. Lineage: Eukaryota; Fungi; Ascomycota; Leotiomycetes; Helotiales; Sclerotiniaceae.
AUGUUAACAAGAAAGAUUAAAGAGCACACCGAAAACCAUCCAACCGAUAUCUGCAAAUACCGUCUCGAAGGUGAAAAAUUGAACGAACUUGAACCUCAACUCGUUCCACGUAAGUCCAAGCUGAGCGUUGAGGAAUUGAAGGUGAAGCUCGGGAAGGCUUUGACAGAUAUUGUGGAUAGAAAUGUCAGUAUCUUCGAAAAGAAGACGGAUGAAUUACUAGAAACAAUCGAGAAACUCCAAGCAGAUGCGAUAGCACAAGAACAGGCCUUUCGUCAAGCGAAAUUAGAUACUGAGACCAAGCACAGGAAGGAACUUGGGCAGUUGGCUGCUAAUCUGGAGGCUGCUACUACCAAGGCAGAGCAAGCUUCUGCAGACUUGCAAAAGAUAAAACAAGGUUCUACCAAAGCACUGGCAAAGCUUAACACCAAACUGGCCAAGAAUACUGCGGCUCUAACGGCAAAGGAACAAGAGCUAUCAAUAGCCACAGAAGCUCUUGCCACGCAGGUCUCCGAGUUCGAAAACACCUCGAAGGCUCUCUCAGAGAUACAACAGAGUCAUAGCAACUGUUCCAAGACAAUCAAAACCCUAGAGAUCGAUUUGCGAGACGCAAGAGCUAUCAACAACGCUAGCCGAACAAGCACCCAUGCGGAAGCUGAUAGAAUGAAGAAAGGAAUCGCAAAAGCUACCGCGGAUCUCGAAGCACGUCUCAAUAAAUCAGAAUACAACAAUCAGGGGCUGGAGAGAAAAUGCCGUAUGUUUGAAGACAGAUACUCCGAGCAAGUGAUUGCAUCUGCGAAAAAGGAAGAGCAGCUCAUUCGAAGCGUGGUGGAGGAACGGCGCUCCCAUGAUCGAGUUUUGGAAUUGCAGCGAGAUCUCGAGAAAGAGGAGAAUAGAUUUUUCGAAUUAGAGUUGGCGUUUCAAAAUCUUUGUCAUAAGUUUGGUGUUGAUAGAGAAUGA